This is a messenger RNA of Musa acuminata subsp. malaccensis (wild Malaysian banana), 2191 nucleotides long. Its product is annotated as probable galacturonosyltransferase 10. NCBI's taxonomy places the organism in Eukaryota, Viridiplantae, Streptophyta, Magnoliopsida, Zingiberales, Musaceae. Gene Ontology annotation, molecular function: polygalacturonate 4-alpha-galacturonosyltransferase activity. The record is from RefSeq and is a predicted model, not a curated record.
AGGACGUAACUGAAAGGAAACCAAGAAAGCAAACGGUUCGACCGCGGAAUCGAUUGGGAGGAGACGAGGCAUGGCAGCGAUGCAGCUCACGCUCUCCUCCUCCUAAGACCGGCCGCGGAAGCAGCAGCUUGGAGAGACGACGAUCUUCCUGCCUCUGCCCCUAACCCUAACCCUAACCCUGAGCCUUGGUUCUGGAAUCUCAAGUGCCACCCCUUGGGAUCUCUCCGGAGAUGCGUGUCGGUUGCCUUCGCCGGCUCUGAGGGGGGAUGAGGCGGAGACCGUUCGAUCUCCGUCGGCCGGCGAGGCGGGGAUGGAUUUCCGGCGUCUGGAUGUGGCUGGUGGCCGGCGGCUUUGGGGUGCUCCUGCUCCUCGUGAUGCUCAGUCGCGAGAAGCUACCGAGAUCCGCGCUGCCGUUGAUCCGCCAGAAAUUUCACCACACUAGCCUUAUUGAAGGUCUGAACAUUACAGAUGAAAUGCUGAGUCCGCAUUCAUUCACAAGGCAGAUGGUAGACCAAAUAUCUCUUGCAAAGGCUUUGGUUAUCAUCUCUAAAGAUAGCAAUAAUCUCCAGUUUGCAGCUGAGCUUAGUGCCCAAAUCCGGAAAUGUCAAGCUCUUCUGUCCAAGUCUGCAACAAUGGCGACCCCAUUAACCACAGAAGAAUGGGAAACAGCAAUUCAUGAUAUGGCUCUCCUCCUCUACCAAGCCCAGGAACUCCAUUAUGACAGUGCAACCAUGAUUAUGAAGAUGAAAGGUCAGUUCGAGUCUCUGAAUGAGAAGAUGAAAUCGGAGGCUGAAAAGAACACCAAGUAUGGGCAGAUAGCUGCUGAAGAACUUCCAAAAGGCCUCUAUUGUCUUGGUAUCAGGCUCACCAUGGAAUGGUUUGGGAAUCCAAAUCUUCAGAGAGACUUGUUGGAACGGAAGCACAGUUUGGAGAAGCUGAGAGACAAUAAUCUCUAUCAUUAUUGUAUCUUCUCUGACAACGUCCUUGCUACAUCAGUUGUGGUUAACUCUACCAGUAUGAACUCGAAGAAUCCAGAUAAGAUUGUGUUCCACCUGGUCACAGAUGAGGUGAAUUAUGCUCCCAUGAAGGCCUGGUACUCCAUGAACAAUUUUCGAGGUGCAACCAUCGAGGUCCAGAAGGUGGAGGACUUUAGCUGGCUCAAUGCCUCAUAUGUACCAGUUCUAAAGCAGCUUCAGAACUCUGAAACACAGAACUUCUACUUUUCUGGAACUGGUGAUAACCGGACACCUAUUAAGUUUAGGAACCCAAAGUACUUAUCAAUGCUAAACCACCUGCGGUUCUAUAUCCCAGAAGUCUAUCCAGCGUUGCAAAAGGUCGUGUUUCUCGAUGAUGAUGUAGUAGUCCAGAAGGAUCUCUCAAAGUUGUUUACAAUUGACCUUAAUGGAAAUGUGAUGGGUGCUGUUGAGACUUGCAUGGAGACGUUCCACAGGUUCCAUAAAUAUCUGAACUACUCCCAUCCCCUGAUACGUGCACAUUUUGAUCCUGAUGCAUGUGGGUGGGCAUUUGGAAUGAACGUCCUUGAUUUGGGGGAGUGGCGAAAGAAGAACGUAACCGGCAUAUAUCACUACUGGCAGGAGCAUAAUGCUGACCACACCCUCUGGAAGCUUGGAACAUUGCCUCCUGGACUUCUGGCCUUCUAUGGGCUGGUUGAGAAGUUGGAUGCCAAUUGGCAUGUCCUAGGAUUGGGGUAUACGAACGUUGACCCAUUGCUCAUAAAAAAUGGUGCAGUAUUGCACUAUAAUGGGAACAUGAAACCAUGGCUGAAGAUUGGCAUGGAGAAGUACAAGGGUUUGUGGGAUAAGUAUGUGGACUACUCGCACCCUUUGUUGCAACAAUGCUUCAUGCAUGGAUAGACAAAUGUGGGGCCAGUAUAACUGUUGUUUGUGCAAUUUAUCAGGUUGGCAGAAUCCGUAGAACAGCCAGUGCCUGCUGCAACAUGUAAAAUUCUUGAGGAAACCAUAGACUUUAGAUAUACAUUGUUUCUUUUUGAGAAAUUUUCAGUUUCAUCCUGCUAGGUUCAAGAUGUGGUUACUGGUUAGUGUCGGUUGUGUUGUAGGCCAGUUGAACCCCUUAAUUCAAUUCAUCUCAUGGCUCCAUCUUUUGAAAGAUAUAUUGUUCUUUGUACUAAGACGAGAUUGUUAUAAUGAAGGAAUUUGUAGUAGAUAUAUUA